Suillus subaureus is the source of this 402-nucleotide messenger RNA. RefSeq names its product kinase-like domain-containing protein. The annotation marks the transcript as partial. Gene Ontology annotation, biological process: signal transduction; protein phosphorylation. NCBI's taxonomy places the organism in Eukaryota, Fungi, Basidiomycota, Agaricomycetes, Boletales, Suillaceae. The transcript has 2 exons. Gene Ontology annotation, molecular function: ATP binding; protein kinase activity. Gene Ontology annotation, cellular component: cytoplasm. The record is from RefSeq and is a predicted model, not a curated record.
AAUGUGCUUAUAGAUGGUGCAGGGAAUCCACGUCUCACAGAUUUUGGUCUUGCAACAAUCGCAGAGGACGCAGAGUCACAGCUGAGUACGACGACCGCAAACCGCAGCCUCAAUCCUCGAUGGCGUGCGCCCGAGGUCAUUGGAGUCGUCCCGGAGGCUGAACCUGUACGACCGAAUUUUAAGAGUGAUGUAUAUUCUUUUGGUGGUCUUUCUUCUCAGAUCGUCUCGGGGGAUACACCAUGGAAAGAGAAGGCACAGCCACAAAUCAUCAUUGCGCUGUCGAAUAAAGUUGUGCACGCGCGUCCCGACAACAUUAUUGACGAUCACUGGAACUUGAUUCAAAAAUGCUGGUCUUGGAACCCAGCUGAUCGGCCGGAGGCAACUGAAGUCAUUGGAUGCCUU